Molecule: messenger RNA, 663 nt
Organism: Penicillium riverlandense
Lineage: Eukaryota; Fungi; Ascomycota; Eurotiomycetes; Eurotiales; Aspergillaceae
Exons: 2
Coding region: 1-663 (220 amino acids)
Source: RefSeq, a predicted model, not a curated record
AUGUAUAGCAAGUAUUCCCGCCCCGCCACCACCGAGAAGGCCCCCGAGCCCGCCACCAUCAAGCCCACCAAGAAGGCCUCCGAAGCCACCAAUACCAAACCCACCAAAAAGGUUCCCGAGCCCACCACCGCCGAAACCGCCAAGAAGCGGUCCCGCACGUCCCCUGAGGGCGUUGCCCAGCCGGAGCAGGAGGAAGCAGGGCCGAGUUCCCUGGCCCCCGAAGUGCCGCGGCCCUCUCACACCGGCCAAGGUGAUUCGUCUGACGCUUCCCUUGAGUCCGUCGGCUCGGCCUUGAAGGCCCACGACGAGGAGGAAAGGGCACAGACCCGCGAAGAGCGAGAGGAAGUGGAGGGCCAUUGGAAGGAAUUGAGCUAUGGCGCUCACAUCCGAAAUGGUACAUGCACCGUGUACUUCGCGAAGACUGCGCUGGAAGAGGAGGAUGCUGUGGAAGAAACUGUGGGUGCUGUUCCAAUCGCCAGAGCAUCCUACGAAAGUUCGCAAUCGGCCAUUGCACUGUGGAGUGUUCCUGUUGCGAGCGAGCCCGGGGCUUUGAACUCGAUCCUGAGCAGAAGGCACAAAUUCAGGAGACAUUCAAACUCGAACUUGGUGGUCCACAUCCGUGGUAUUAUUGUCGGAUUCGGCUCGCUUCUUUUAUGGGGUUGA